AUGCCUCUAAACACACUGCGACUCAAUCAUCAAAAGUCCUCUCAUCCCAAUGACCGCAUCGUAUUCAUCAAGCCCCUCCCCCGGCCGCCGUCGGAUCGAGCGUCGUACGAGAUUGCCGAUACUUUCCUACGGGCCAUCGCAGCACAAUGUCUGCCACUCAUGAAGAAGCAUUACCUCUCCGUCACCACGUUGGAAGAGCAUGAACCCAAUCGCGAGUUUAUUGGCCGAAAUUUCAACAACGGCGAGAUCAUCCAGCUGGUGCUCACGACCAGGGAUGGGCGAUGGGUUCCGUUCAAUGCCGUGCAAAUGGUGAUGAUGCAUGAGUUGGCACAUAACACCCACAUGAACCAUGGACGGGACUUCUGGAAGACACGAAACGUUUAUGCCGAGGAGAUGAAGGCAUUAUGGGCGAAACGCUACACUGGCGAAGGCUUCUGGGGUGGCGGUCGAACACUACAUGAUAUGGGCUCAGUCAUAGGGAACAACACGUUGCGCAGCGACGAGCUCGAGCGGCUGCCACUGUGCGGAGGCACAUAUCGAAGCCGAAACAGGAAACGCAGAGGCCGAUCCGACAAGCCGGAGCUGACCUGGAAGGAGAAGCGUGACCGGCGCAUCGAGAAGAAAUUUGGCAAGAAUGGCAUCGCUCUCGGCGAAGACGAGGAUAAGCGACUGAGCUUAGAAGUCAACCGCAAGGGUCCCAUCGGAGCGAAGCCCCGUGUUGCCCAGAGUGCCCGUGGCCGGGAGCUCAGAGCCGCUGCGGCAUUGGCUCGAUUUGACACGAAUAAGAAAGAAGUCGAAGAUAUACACCGAGCCGAACGGACAAAGACGGAGAGCAGCGGCGACGAAGACGAAUACGAGGACCUGGAUGCCGGCUUAGAGGACGCUAGAGACGUCUAUGGCCGCAAGAUUCUUGACACUCGAGGCCACGGCAUGAUCCGAGUGUGUUCCGAAGAAGAUGACGACGAGACGCAAGCGCACGCACGCCAAGAAUUACAGGAGCUUAACACGCUGGAUCGUUAUUUCACAUCAUUUCAAAAGGGUCAGGGGACCGCGGUUAUUCGGGCCGGGAUGGAGGCCUUACCAGGUUCACCAGGAAAAACUGGCACUGCCACCCCUCCUCCACCCACCGUUACGAGAGGGGCGACGGUGGCUGGAACGCUAGAAUCUGACACGGACAGUAGUCCCUGGUCUCCUCCAGCGGCCGCUGGGAAACAACAACCGCGCGGUUCUUCCUCUUCGUCGACUGCCGAAUCCGCCGUACAGUCUCAUUUAUUACCCAAUUCUGGAAGCACAUUGAGACAGAACCAUGUGCACCAAAAUAUCUUUCCCCCCGGCAUCAAGCAGCCGCGGAACACACCUUCCGCAUCCCUCGACUCGGAAUCAAGUAAUGGUGUCCCUACCUCUACGACGGCGUCUUUACCUUCGGCCAAGCCCAAGAGUCUGAAAAGUCGCAGCAGUAGUAGCCCUAUGACCAUGUCUACCGUAGGGCCUCUCGGACGAGUACCUGGGUCCCCCUUCACCACCAAAUCGGGCUCAAGCUCGAACUCGAACUCGCCGGUGUCGCCACGCUCACGACCACAGACAGUAUCGACGAUCAGCUGUCCGAUCUGCUCGCUUGAAAACCCGUCCCUGAACGCCACCUGCAUGGCCUGUUCGCACGUUUUAGAUCCUCGGAAGGACCCGAGGAGUUGGUCGUGUCAGAGCGCGCCGUGCGUCUCCAGCGGGACCGCGUACCUCAAUGCCGGGGACGUUCGUGUGUGCGGGGUGUGCGGUGUCAGAAGGAACAAUAAUGUGUACGAGUAG
Messenger RNA from Cladophialophora carrionii CBS 160.54, 1803 nucleotides. RefSeq lists its product as uncharacterized. Bases 1 to 1803 code for a protein of 600 amino acids. The record is from RefSeq and is a predicted model, not a curated record. The transcript has a single exon. Lineage: Eukaryota; Fungi; Ascomycota; Eurotiomycetes; Chaetothyriales; Herpotrichiellaceae.